Messenger RNA from Eurytemora carolleeae, 6849 nucleotides. Its product is annotated as voltage-dependent calcium channel type A subunit alpha-1-like. Gene Ontology annotation, cellular component: voltage-gated calcium channel complex; membrane. The record is from RefSeq and is a predicted model, not a curated record. Gene Ontology annotation, biological process: calcium ion import across plasma membrane; chemical synaptic transmission. NCBI's taxonomy places the organism in Eukaryota, Metazoa, Arthropoda, Copepoda, Calanoida, Temoridae. Gene Ontology annotation, molecular function: high voltage-gated calcium channel activity.
UUAUUGACAGUGAGCUAAAAAUCAGGGAAAUAUGAUUCAAUAAAAUCCGGGAAAACAGUAGUUUGGGUGGCACAGCUGGGCAGUGGGUUCAUCAGGUGGUUGAGUGAGAAGUAGGGAGUGCUCGUAGAUUAUACUUAAAUAUUAAGAUGAAUCAAGAUUCACCAUGUGACACUGUAAACCUCGUAAAUCAAGUGUGUACUGCAAGCAAUGGUGUUGAAUAUGGAAUACUAGAUGCCUCAAUAGUUUCUACAUUUUGUUGUACCCAGAUAUUGUAUGACUAGAAUGUGUUGACAGGAGCAAAUAUUAGAUAAAUUAGACUCCACUGUGAUACAGUUUAAAGGGCUUUAGCGCACAAGAUAUCAUAUCAAAAUGGAAGGGGAACCUGCACCGAAGAAAAAGAAUUUACAGGUUGAACCAGGAGCCGGGCCUUCAUCCCUCUUUAUCCUCUCCGAUACAAACCCUAUUAGACGAGCCACCAAAUUUUUGAUCGAAUGGCCUCCUUUCGAGUACACAGUUCUUCUUACAAUUAUAGCAAAUUGUGUUGUUUUGGCGAUAGAAGAACCCCAGCCUAACAGGGACAAGACAGAGCUAGCGAGGAAAUUGGAGGCAACAGAGCAGUACUUCCUCGGUAUAUUCACAGUGGAAGCCUCGCUUAAAAUUCUUGCUUUAGGGUUUAUUCUUCACCGUGGAAGCUACCUCAGGAACAUGUGGAAUAUCAUGGACUUUGUGGUUGUAGUGACAGGGUAUAUAACUCUGCUCACACCGGAGGAUGAAAAUAUUAAACCUAAAGAGGAGGAGAGUGUAGAUCUAAGAACUCUCAGGGCUAUCAGGGUUCUGAGACCUUUAAAACUUGUCUCCGGGGUUCCUAGUCUACAAGUUGUGUUGAAGUCAAUUUUCAAAGCUCUAGCACCAUUGAUGCAGAUCGGACUUCUUGUAUCAUUCGCCAUCCUUAUCUUUGCAAUCAUUGGUCUUGAGUUCUACUCAGGGGCCCUUCAUAAAACUUGCUACAGUAUAGAAGAUUUAGAUGAAAUAGUGCCUGAUGGGUCACGAAUGAUUGUACCCUGUAACGCAGAACCUCCUGAAAUAGCGCCUCCAGGUAUAGUUUAUAUGUUUCAUCACGUGGAUUUAAAAUAUAACAAAUUUUACGAUUAUUUGAAUGGACAAUUUUUAGAAAAAUGGCAGGGUCCAAAUUAUGGAAUAACUUCGUUUGAUAAUAUCCUGUAUGCUAUGUUAACUGUGUUCCAGUGUAUCACUAUGGAGGGAUGGACAACCCUUCUUUACUGGUUUAAUGAUGCACUGGGAAAUCAGUUUAGUUUUAUCUACUUCGUUCCUCUUAUUGUGAUAGGUUCAUUCUUCAUGCUGAAUCUUGUGCUUGGUGUUCUAAGCGGAGAGUUCAGUAACGAGAGAACACGUGUAGAAAGGCGGGAAACCUUCAGAAAGUUGCGAAUGCGCGAAAACUUUUCCCGCGCUUUCGAAGGAUAUUUUCAAUGGAUUUCUAAAGCAGAGGAGGCCAUCUUGAAUGAGGAAAGAACUACAGAAGAGGAGAGAAGGUAUAUAUUGGAGGCCCGGAAACGAGCUCUAGCUAAGAAAAAGAAAUUAAGAACUCUGGGUAGAAGAGCCAGGAGCAGAGAUUCAGAUGAAGAUCAGGAGGAGGAGGAUGAACUGCUGAAGGAUGACAAGGACAAGGAUAAAAAGAGAGCUGCAACCCAGGCUGCCUUCAAGAGAAAAUUUAAGAAAAAUUCAGAUUUCUGGGUUUAUGAGAAGAAAAUCAGACUUGUUGUAAGAAAGGCUAUAAAGCAGCAAUGGUUCUAUUGGUCUGUGAUAAUCCUAGUUUUCCUCAACACCAUGUGUGUGGCGGUUGAGCACUAUAACCAACCGGAAUGGCUUUCACAAUUUCUUCAUCUAGCGGAGUAUAUCUUUCUGUGCUUCUUUAUCUGCGAAACAGUGGUUAGGAUGUGGGCCCUGGGACCUUCAAUAUACUUUGAAGCUUCUUUUAACAGAUUUGAUUGCCUUGUCAUUAGUGGAAGUGUUUUCGAAGUGCUUUGGACCCAUUUCAAGCCAAAAGCUGGAUCAUUCGGUCUGUCUGUUCUUAGAGCACUUCGGCUUCUUCGAAUAUUUAAAGUUACAGUAUAUUGGUCGAGUUUAAGAAACCUAGUUGUAUCCUUGUUGGCCAGUAUGAAAUCAAUUAUUUCCCUUCUUCUCCUUCUCUUCCUCUUUAUCCUCAUCUUCGCUCUGCUUGGAAUGCAGUUGUUCGGAGGCACAUUCAACUUUGAGAGUGGUACUCCUGCAACUAAUUUCGAUUCAUUCGCCAUAGCUAUGCUUACAGUUUUCCAGUUAUUGACAAUUAUCCUUAUUUCUUCUCGCAAGAAGAAGAAGGAUGAGGAGGAGAAGAGGAUUGAGAGAACCAGGAUGAUGGAUGUCGAGAUGGAGGGAUUAUAUGAGGAGGAGAAGGAGAGAGCUGAAAAGGAGGUGGUGGAUGAGAGAGCUAAGUUUGGACCUGUUCCUGUCAGUGAGAAGGCACAAGAUGAAGCUGCACAGAAGGAGGACUACGAUGCAGCAGCUCUUGCAGCUGAGAGGGCAGCUGCUGCUGCUCUUGAAGAAGCGCAGCUUGCCGGUCUACCUCCUCCUGUUCUUCCGUACUCUAGUCUUUUUAUAUUCUCCAGUGAGAAUUCUUUCCGCUGUGGAAUUCACUCCAUCGUAACCUUCCCUCUCUUCGACGUGUUCAUUAUGUUGGUGAUUGUGGCUUCCAGUAUAUCAUUAGCAUCAGAGGAUCCGGUUAAUGUUGACUCUGACUGGAAUAAGUUCCUUGGACAGAUGGAUUAUGGGUUUACUUGUAUUUUUGCCAUUGAAGUCUUUCUUAAGGUAUUCUUAUUGAUACUUCACCCUGGAUCGUAUCUCCGUGAGAUGUGGAACUGUAUGGACCUAGUUGUUGUAUCCUGUGCUAUUACAUCAUUUACCAUGGAUAUGAUAGGAAGCUCCGGUGCAGAAAACCUUGGAGUUAUUAAAUCCUUCCGUGUUAUUCGUGUUCUCCGUCCUUUAAAAACUAUUAAGAGAGUUCCAAAACUCAAGGCGGUAUUUGAUUGUGUGAUAAACUCGUUGAAGAACGUGUUCAAUAUUUUGAUUGUUUAUCUGCUCUUUCACUUCAUCUUCGCUGUCAUAGCCGUCCAGCUCUUCAACGGCAAGUUCUUCUUCUGCAAUGAUGCGAGCAUGGAGGAUGCUGACACCUGCCAGGGCGAAUUUUUUGUGUUCGGGGAGGCCCUAGAGCCACCUUCAGUGUUCCCCAGGGUCUGGAGACGACAGAAGUUCCACUAUGACAAUGUUCCCGUAGCCUGCUUAACCCUAUUUGCUGUGCAAACGACUGAAGGCUGGCCAGUUGUUCUUCAACAGUCUAUGGCUGUAACCUACGAAGACCAGGGCCCUAUACCAAUAUACAGGAUUGAGAUGUCAAUCUUCUACAUAGUUUACUUCAUCGUCUUCCCCUUCUUCUUCGUCAACAUCUUCGUGGCCUUGAUCAUCAUCACCUUCCAGGAGCAGGGGGAGGCGGAGCUUCAGGAGGCGGAGAUAGAUAAAAAUCAGAAAUCUUGCAUCGACUUUGCCAUUAAUGCACGUCCAUUGGAGAGAUACAUGCCUGAGGAGCGGGAUAGCUACAAGUACAAACUAUGGCGACUGGUUGAAUCUACGCCUUUUGAGUACUUCAUCAUGACUUUGAUUGUGCUUAAUACAAUUCUUCUCAUGCUUAAGUUUCAUGGUGCCCCGCUGAUACUUGUGGACAUCCUCUCCUACAUGAACCUUACCUUCACCUUCUGUUUCUCCAUCGAGUGCAUACUCAAGCUUAUUGCAUUCGGACCAGGGAGUUACUUCAAGGACAACUGGAAUAUAUUUGAUUUCAUCACAGUUGUUGGAUCUAUUGUUGAUGCAUUGAUGGUGGAGUUUGCGGGAGAUAUUAUUGGGAAAAACUUCAUCAAUGUCGGUUUUCUCCGUCUAUUCCGAGCAGCUAGACUGGUUAAACUGCUAAGGCAGGGUUACACCAUUCGUAUUUUACUCUGGACCUUCAUUCAGUCUUUCAAGGCAUUGCCUUACGUUAUCCUUCUGAUUGCUAUGCUGUUCUUUAUCUACGCAAUUAUUGGAAUGCAGGUGUUCGGAAAUAUAGAUUUUGAUCCUGAUACGGAGUACAACAGACAUGUGCACUUUCAGACCUUUAUUCAGGGUUUAAUGGUGCUUUUCAGAUGUGCUACUGGAGAGGCCUGGCCUAUGAUAAUGUUGGCCUGCGAGGCAGGGAGACCAUGUGCCCUUGGAGCUAUUAAACGAAAUCAAACAACAGGAGAGUUACUUGAACCUGGUAAAUCGUGCGGAUCAAACAUCACUUUCCCAUUCUUUGUGACCUUUGUGUUCCUCUGCUCUUUUCUUAUGCUUAAUCUCUUCGUUGCUGUUAUCAUGGAUAACUUUGAUUAUCUGACUAGGGAUUCCUCAAUUCUUGGUGCUCAUCACCUGGACGAGUUUAUCAGGAUUUGGGCAGAAUAUGAUCCAAGUGCAGAAGGGCGUAUUUACUACUCUGAGAUGUAUGAUAUGCUGAAGAACAUGGAUCCCCCCCUGGGCUUCGGCUCCAAGUGCCCGGACAGAUUGGCCUUCAAAAAGCUGAUCAGGAUGAAUCAACCAAUAGAUGAAGAUGGGACGGUUCAUUUUACCACUACACUCUUCGCUCUUAUUAGAGAGAACUUGAGUAUAAAAAUGAGAAGUGCUGGAGAAAUGGAUCAAGCAGAUGCUGAACUAAGAGCAACUAUUUGUAAGGUUUGGCCGUACGAAGGAAAGGAUAAAGUUGAUCUUCUGGUUCCUCCCCAAGAUGAAAUUGGAAAAGGAAAACUGACAGUUGGAAAGAUCUAUGGAGGAUUACUAAUACUAGAAAAUUGGAAAACAACUAAAUUUGGGAAACUUGUCUCCUCUGAUAGACCAAAAGGGUCUCUCCUCCAACAAAUCAUGGGGUUGACCAGCGCUGGACUUAACGGAACUAAGGAUACAGAUUCAAACCUUAAUAAUCAUCAUAAGGCUAUGAUGAACGGUGGGCCCCGGAUGGACCUGAAGUUGACACCCCAACUGCCCAGCACGACCCCUCGGCCCACUCAGCUGGGCAGGGAGUCACCUCUUUCAUCCUACGGAGAGAGUUUUCAAGCGGAUAGCCCGGAUCCUAAAGAUUAUUUUGGAAGAUGGGACAGCAGAUCUCCCAGCCCGACCUACAACUAUUACAACAGGAGACAACAUCACCGGUCCCCACCUAAACGUGGAGCAGGAUAUAAUGAAUAUAUAAAUUAUGACUAUGAGAGAAAUAAUCCGAGGCAUGAGAAGAGAAGAAGAGCUAGAGAUAGUGGGUUUUAUGGAGGAGGCCAUUCAAGAGAAGAGAGAGAGAGUGUUCGAAGAAAAGAAAGAGAAGAUAGGGAUAAUAUGGUUAGAGAUUUUAUCAGGAAUGGCAAAGGAUGGAGUCAACCGAACUCUAAUACUGGAGAACGAUCUAGAAAACUCCCAAGAACUCCCGCCAACUCCUUGAAUGCAAUGGGAGUACUGCAAAGUAUGCUAGGAUUAAACCCUACACCCCUGGGUAGUAUGAACACUAUCAACGGGUCAGCUCCUAGUGUAGUAGUAAACCAAACUCUAGAUUUGGCUGGAAAUAUGGUUAAUGCGGUGAGACGCCUUCCGCAAGUUCCAGGACCUGGUGCACCGGCGCAGCAAGGAAUAUUUUCUAAACUAUUUGGUAAAAAGGAAGCUACAACCCCUAUGAUGAGUCAAACUGCUCAUCAGCUGCUGAACCAACAAAACAUUGGAAUGAACCAGCCGACCAUGGGAAUAAAUCAGCCAAAUAUUGGGAUUAAUCAGCAGAACAUAGGCUUAAAUACGUUGAAUAUGGGAUUAAGCCAGCCAUUAAAUGCCCAAAACAUGGGAUUAAACCCUCAGAACCUGGGAAUAAAUCAUCCAAACCUCCAGCCUUUAAACUCCUCUAGUUUAAAUCAGCAACAACAGAUUUUAAACUCCCAGCAAAUGUUGGGCCAACAACAAAUGAACUCUGUGAUGUAUGGGCAGCAACAGCAGCAGCUAGGAGACCCUGCAAUGCUGCAACAGCAGCUGUUGAUGCAGCAGAAUAUGUUGGGAGGAUCUGUGUCUAGUAUACCAGGUCUAUUACCUAAUUCAGGAACACUGCCAAACUUAAACCUGCCACCUGGACACCAGUCUGGUCUUCAUCCGUCACAUCAUCAGCUAGCUCAUCCUGGUCAUCCUGGUAGUCACCAACCUUUACAUCCUGGUAGUCAUCAACCUCUUCAUCCUGGUAGUCAUCAACCUCUUCAUUCUGGUAGUCAUCAACCUAUUCACCAACCUAUCCAUCCAUCCAACCAUCAGCCAACGCUACCGGAAACGCUUUCCUAUCCCUCUACAGGUUUGCCCCAGUUUUGCUCUGGAUUACAUCCCUCAACUCAGAGCCAGCAGCAGAGCAAGAAACCGGGCGAAGGGUGGGGAGGAAGAGGAGCUAGAUUACCAAAGAUACCAAUCCCUCUUCCAACCAAGAACCCCAGGAAGGCGCACACCCUGGUGGGCGGACCCUUCUCCCGGUCCCUGGAGGAGGUGGAGGAGGAUCUAUUUCUAGAGAGGGUGGUGACCGUAGGGCGGGGAUCUAGGAGAUUACCCACACCUGGAGGUACACUUAGGUCUAGGAAACGAUUAACCCGGCAGUCGAGUCUUGGGGAAACUUUCCGACGAGGGUAUAGUCUUGAUUCGGACGAGUUCGAAGUCGAAUCUAGAGAUUCGAAUUGGCCAUGACAUUCGAACUAAAUCAUUUAACUAGGGUUUUGCGCAAUUGCGCAGAAA